UUUGUUGGACCAUUAGCUAUUGCUACUUUAAUUUCUCCUUUUGUACCGAUAAUUAAAUAUUUUGGAUUAAAUAAAAUUUGGAUGUUAUUUGCAGCCCGUACAGCUUUAGGAAUGGCUGUAUUGACUUCUUUUUGUUGUUUCUGCCGUUGUGUUGAAACACGCUUUGGAAAGCGUGUGGCUCUUUACUUGCGACUUUUUACUCUUUCACAAUUCCAUUUUUUGUUUUAUGCAUCUAGACCACUUCCAAAUAUUUUUGCAUUGUUUUUUGUUUUAAUUGUCUAUCAAAAAUGGAUUGAAAACAGAAUUAUUCCGUUCACUUUCUGGUCAACAAUAGCAAUAUUUUUGUUCCGUUUUGAAUUAAUUUUAUUAUUUGGUCCAAUGUUUGGUUAUUUUAUUGUUACAAAAUUUAAAAGGAUUUUGACUGUUGGAUAUGUUGGAUUUGUUACACUUUUCUUUGUUUUGUGUAAGAAUUUUAAGAAAUUUUCAGAAAAUUUUUUUAACGUUGAAGGUACUUCUGUCCCUUUUGACUCAUUUAUGUGGGGAAGACCAGUUUGGCCUGAAUUGGAAGUUAUGGAAUUUAAUAUCGUUAAAAAUAAAAGCCAUGAAUAUGGGGUAAUGCCAUUUUGGUGGUAUUUUACUUCAGCAAUUCCUCGUGCUUUACUUUUAACAACUUUAUUAGUUCCUCUAUCUAUUUUUGCUUGUCAAAAAAAUCAACGUUUAAUAAUUCAAACAAUAAUUCCGGCAUGUAUAUUUUUGUUUUUAUUUUCUUUUUUGCCACAUAAAGAAUUGAGAUUUGUUAUUUAUGUUAUUCCUUUAAUGAAUUUAUCUGCUGCUUUCUUUUGUGAUUAUGUAUGGAGACGUACCAGUACUUUUUAUUCAAUAAUUUCGCCAUUUAUAAUUUUUCAUAUAUUCAUAAAUUGUUUAUUGACUAGCCAAUUUGUGAAUGUUAGCGUUAAAAAUUAUCCUGGUGCUGAUGCUCUUGUAAAUCUUCAGUCAAUAAAUAAAGAAAUGGGUACAGAACACGUAUCUGUUCACAUUGACAAUUAUUGUGCUGAAACUGGAAUUAGCAGAUUUGUACAAUUAUAUGAUGCGUGGGAAUAUAACAAAACAGAAAAUCUGUCACCUAAAGAAUUACAACGUUUUGACUUUCUCAUGUUUGGAAUUGACAACAAAAAUGCAUUUUUAAACGACUCGAAGAACUACAACAUGACUAUUAAACAUGAAGAAUAUUUAAUUAUUGAUGGGUUUGAUAAGAUUUCGUGGCAAGAAUUUCCUUUUCCUCCAUGGUGGCCUAAAAUCUUUUCAAGUGUGCCUUAUCCAACGUUUAAUCCAAAAGUUGUUGUCUUGAGACGGAUUCAAACUUAA
Molecule: messenger RNA, 1365 nt
Organism: Meloidogyne enterolobii
Lineage: Eukaryota; Metazoa; Nematoda; Chromadorea; Rhabditida; Meloidogynidae
Source: the annotation of a GenBank genome assembly